Molecule: messenger RNA, 3301 nt
Organism: Procambarus clarkii (red swamp crayfish)
Lineage: Eukaryota; Metazoa; Arthropoda; Malacostraca; Decapoda; Cambaridae
Source: RefSeq, a predicted model, not a curated record
CCUCGCUCUUGUUGUCAACACUCGUGGUAACCAUUAAGGUAAAUAACACCUAACUCACCUCACUUUAUCAUUUACUCCGCUUUGAAAUGUGAAAUCCGCACCUCUCUUAGAAGCAAUUGCUGCGGAAGAUUGGUUGUGAAGAUCACUACACUCUGAAGGCCUGUAUAUAAGUAUCCUCGAGUAUCGUCAUUAAUCAUUAUGUCUACAUUUAGCUUUGGAACUCCUGGCACUGGUGGCACAACUGCGGGAACAGGCUUCAGCUUUGGAGGGGCUAACACCAGUGUUACAACACCAGUCUCGACAGGUUUCGGCUUUGGAGGUGCAACGGGAGGGUCUACAACGGCAACAACACCAUUUGGGUCAGCUUUUGGGACCACCCCAGCAGUUUCCAGCUCAGGAACUGCAUUUGGUUCGGCUUUUGGAACACCGAACCCAGUGGUUUCCAGCACCGGAACAGCAUUUGGAUCAGCGUUUGGGACAACGAAUCCAACGGUUUCAAGUGCAGGAACAGCAUUUGGGUCUGCUUUCGGGACAGCCAACCCAGCAGGUUCCAGUACAGGAACAGGGUAUGGUUUUCUGUCUAACUUUGGGGGAGGUGGCCCCAAGCCUCCCAUGUUUGGCCUUGGCAACCUUGGAGGAGUAACUAACACGUUGGCAGGAACAAGUUGUUUUAGCUUCGGGACAAAUGCCAAUCAAGCAGCCAAACCUACAUUUGGAUUUGGAACUUCUGCUGCAAAUAUUUCAGGAGGCUGUCUUCAGAGCCAAGGAUUUGGGGUAAAAACAACAUCAACAUUUGGAACUCAACCUACAGAUGCUUCGCAAUUAGCAGCAAUAGGACAACCAGACUCCUCGCUGGCUUUGCAUCUUGCCAUAUGCACUCCUUCAUACUUCAAUAAUGAAAAUGAUGAAGUCUUGCGCAAGUGGAAUCAACUUCAAGCAUUUUGGGGGGCUGGGAAAGGUUAUUAUGCUUAUAAUAUGCCGCCUGUGGAGUUCACACCUGAAAAUCCAUACUGCCGCUUCAAAGUAGUUUGCUACGCCAGGAUCCCUAAUUAUCGUAACGAGAAUGGUAUUGUGCAAAUCAUCAUUGGAAAGGGCCUCUCGGAAGUGGAGCCCCACAAGCAGCAAAUUAUUUCAACAUUGGCUCCAAUAUUUGGUGGCGCCGAGGUCGUUAUUGACGAAAUCUUUGCUGCAGAAGUGCCAAACAAAACGAACAUCAGGUUUUACGUUCAGCAAGUUUUCCCCAAUGCUCUCCAAUGUCAUUCCCCAGGAGAGAAGCAACGCGCAUCUGCUAGUGAUGCCUCUCGUCACAUGUUGGGAGCAUCAUACAUUCAGAUUUUGAAGAACUUGUGCAUUGAGCAGAUCAUUCCAUUGUUGACGCUGACUGAAACGCAGAUGAAGGAAUAUCUUGAUACACCUCAAAGAGGAAUUGAUCCAGCAUUGUGGGAACAGGGUAAACGAGAAAAUCCUGACCCCAAGAAGUUCUUUCCAGUUGUAAAAGUGGGAUUCCAGGAACUACAGAAGCAGUUCAAGUAUCAAGAAGAACACGGCGAAAAACUUCAGGAAAGCAUGAAGAAUAUUAUGGAUGAUAUAACACAAUUAAGACACAAGCAGACUAUGGUUAAAGCUGCCAUCCAGAACGCCAAGUGGAAACAAGCAAAUAUCACUCGCCGAGUUCUAAAACUGGUGUCAGCACAAGAGGUUGAAAGAAAAAGAGGAGUACCACUAGACCAAACAGAGGAGCAGAUCCGAAUGCGAUUGGAGGAUUUGUACAUGCAGCUGAUGCAGCCCACGCAAUACCGGGGAUGUUUGAAUGAACUGAUGGCUCAGAUGUCGGUGAAACCUGGAAGCUCUCGAGGAGCACAACGCUAUGGGCUCGUUAGUGACAAGGAGAAGGAUGUUUCACAGUACAUGUCUUGGCAGCACGAUGCACUUCAGGCGGUGGUCUGCGUUCUUAAGGAAGAUAUGCAGGUGGUUGAUAACAUGAGGGAAGAAAUUCACCGCAGGUCUUGAGAGCUAUACAAUUUAUAGAAAUAAUUUUUAUUUCAUGAUAUCUGUUACAGUAUAUCUAUAAUUUAUAAUCACAAUGAUUUACAAUUGCCAUAGAUACUUUGAUGACCAGACCACACACUAGAAGGUGAAGGGACGACGACGUUUCAGUCCGUCCUGGACCAUUCUCAAGUUGAUUUUGUAAAUCACACAAUCGACUUGAGAAUGGUCCAGGACGGACCGAAACGUCGUCGUCCCUUCACCUUCUAGUGUGUGGUCUGGUCAACAUAAUUUAGCCACAUUAUUGAGACUCAUCGCCUGCCAUAGAUACUUUAUGAAAGCAGUGGUUUGUGAAAAAAAGAAUGAGCCAAAUGUACCCAAUAUUAAAAUAUUAUAUUGCAUUGAAUCAUGUAGUGUUGUAUAAUAUACAUGAUAUUAGGGCAAAAAGAAAAUGUAUUAUUAUUUCUUCAUUGAAUACACCCUCCCAAAAAUAAUGUUGGUAGGUCUGAUUGUAAAUGGUAUAAUUGUUGUAUUUUAAUGAAUAAUACUAAAUAUACAAGUGAAAAAGACAUUAAAUAUUAAAUGUUAUGAUGAAAAAUAUAUAAAAAAAAAGGGUUAAGUUAAAAACUACAGAAAAUCAAUGUAUGUGAGAGAGAGGUCUCUUGUAUAACCUCCGGUGCAUAAUGAUAGCAUCUUGAGAUGCUAUCCUGAGAUGCUAUCUUGAGAUGCUAUCUUGAGAUGCUAUCUUGAGAUGCUAUCUUGAGAUGCUAUCCUGAGAUGCUAUCUUGAGAUGCUAUCUUGAGAUGCUAUCUUGAGAUGCUAUCUUGAGAUGCUAUCUUGAGAUGCUAUCUUGAGAUGCUAUCUUGAGAUGCUAUCUUGAGAUGCUAUCCUGAGAUGCUAUCCUGAGAUGCUAUCUUGAGAUGCUAUCUUGAGAUGCUAUCCUGAGAUGCUAUCUUGAGAUGCUAUCUUGAGAUGCUAUCUUGAGAUGCUAUCCUGAGAUUGAUCAUCUUGAGAUUUGUAUAGAAAAAAAUUUGAUGGUAUUUUAUUUUUAUACGCCGGUAAUGUUGACUAUGUGAUGAUCUUAACUCUUGCUUAGUUAUAUAGUAUAUUGAAAGAAUUUUACCAUGAACUAUUUUUAUGUCAAUUUUAUUCUCAUCAUUUUGUGCUGAUGCCAAUUUGUUUUGUUGUUUUUUGUUUGUGAAAAUGAAAUUUCAGCAUGUUAAAAUUAAUUUUUUUUCUCCCAUUGUUGUUUGCUAUUAACUAGGUCAUGUAUAUACUUUUUCAAACCAUGAUUAAAUUUUUAAAUACACAUUAA